CCGCAUAGCAGGUGAGACUCUCCCGCCCCGUCUCCUUGGGCCGCCCAGGCGGCGGACUCCCCUGGGUGCUCUGCCCCUCUGCCUGCGCCCUGGCGCCUCCGGUGCCUCCUGCCUGGGCUGGGCCUCGGCUCUCCCCAUGACACCUCCUGGACGGCUCUACCUCCUGAGGGUGCGCGGCGCCCCCCCCCUCCUCCUCCUGGGGCUGCUGCUGGCCCUGCCGCCUGAGGCCCAGGGGCUUCCUGGGGUCGGCGUCUCACCCUCAGCUGCCCGGACUGCCUACCAGCACCCUCAGAAGCACUUCGCACCAGGCACCCUCAAACCAGCUGCUCAUCUUAUUGGAGACCCCAGCACCCAGAGCUCACUGCGCUGGAGAGCAAACACGGAUCGUGCCUUCCUCCGACAUGGCUUCUCUUUGAGCAACAAUUCCCUCCUGGUUCCCACGAGUGGCCUCUACUUUGUCUACUCCCAGGUGGUCUUCUCUGGAGAAGGCUGCUUCCCCAAGGCCACCCCCACCCCUCUCUACCUGGCCCAUGAGGUCCAGCUCUUCUCCUCCCAGUACCCCUUCCAUGUGCCUCUCCUCAGUGCUCAGAAGUCUGUGUGCCCAGGGCCACAGGGACCUUGGGUGCGCUCUGUGUACCAGGGAGCUGUGUUCCUGCUCACCCAGGGAGAUCAGCUCUCCACUCACACGGAUGGUGUCUCCCACCUACUCCUCAGCCCCAGUAGUGUCUUCUUUGGAGCCUUUGCUCUGUAGAAAAAUCCAGAAAGAAAAAUAAUUUGUUUUGAGAGCUUCUCCCCAUUUUGCCUCCAUUCCAACCACUUCAAGGGUCACUAAACCUCUCUUUUGACUCUUCCAAUAGCCUCAAGUCCCCCCUGCUCGUGUUACCUGGAGCUUCCAAAAAAGGAAUUCUAGGCACCCCAGGGGACCAUACCUCCUUUCAGCAAACCCCAAUGCUAGGCUGAGGAUUUCAAGUCUGCCUAGAAAUUCCUGCCCAGAGCUCUUCAUCUGUCCUGCCAGUCAAGGAGGACCUAGCCCUGGACAUGGAGGGGGCAGACACCAGGAGGAGCUUGGGUGGACGACAGGGGGCAUGGGAGGGGGAAUUAUUUAUGAAGGGAAAAAAUUAAAUUAUUUAUUUAUGGAGGAUGGAGGGAAGGGAAUAAUAGAGGGCCACCAGAAGAGAGAGAGAAAUACGCCCAAGGGAUGACGAGAGAGAGGAAACAUCGGCAUAAGGAUAACCCCAUUGAAGAGGAGACAAGCGUGGCUGAGACACCGGGGAACUCCAGAAGGAAGCAAAAGAUUCUUCAGGUCCAGCCACUGCUUGACUGAACAUCCCAUGAGGAGACAUCUGCACCUUCAAUGAAGCCCAAUAAACUUCUUUU
Messenger RNA from Ailuropoda melanoleuca (giant panda), 1377 nucleotides. It is a transcript of the gene LTA, whose product is annotated as lymphotoxin alpha. Gene Ontology annotation, biological process: immune response; positive regulation of extrinsic apoptotic signaling pathway; positive regulation of canonical NF-kappaB signal transduction. The transcript is spliced from 4 exons. Bases 137 to 751 code for a protein of 204 amino acids. The record is from RefSeq and is a predicted model, not a curated record. Gene Ontology annotation, cellular component: membrane. Gene Ontology annotation, molecular function: tumor necrosis factor receptor binding. NCBI's taxonomy places the organism in Eukaryota, Metazoa, Chordata, Mammalia, Carnivora, Ursidae.